CCAGCCGCUAUGGCGCCGCCGCAGCGCGGGGCGCUGUGCCUCUUCGACGUGGACGGGACCCUCACGGCGCCGCGGCAGAAAAUCACGGCGGAAAUGGCGGAGUUCUUGCAGAGGUUGCGUCAGAAGGUGAAGGUGGGCGUUGUCGGCGGUUCCGAUUUCGAGAAGAUCAAGGAGCAGCUCGGCGAUGACGUGGUUGAAAAGUUUGACUACGUGUUUCCGGAGAAUGGCCUCGUGGCAUACAAAGAUGGGAAGUUCUUCAGCAAGCAGAACAUUCAGGGUCACCUGGGUGAGGAUGUGCUGCAAGAUCUUAUCAACUACUGCCUGAGUUACAUUGCAAAGAUUAAACUGCCAAAAAAAAGGGGGACUUUUAUUGAAUUCCGAAAUGGGAUGUUAAAUGUGUCCCCCAUUGGCAGAAGCUGUAGCCAGGAAGAACGAAUUGAGUUCUAUGAACUCGAUAAGAAGGAGCAUAUAAGAGAAAAAUUUGUAGCUGAUUUACGAAGAGAAUUUGCAGGAAAAGGCCUCACAUUUUCUAUAGGAGGCCAGAUAAGCUUUGAUGUGUUCCCAGAUGGCUGGGACAAGAGGUACUGCUUAGGAAUCAUUGCAGAAGAUGGGUACAAGACUAUUUAUUUCUUUGGAGAUAAGACUAUGCCAGGUGGGAACGAUUAUGAAAUCUUCACAGACUCCAGAACUGAAGGCCACAGCGUUACGUCCCCGCAGGACACAAGAAGAAUCUGUGAAGAGCUGUUUUUUAAUUAAAAGACUUUCUUUUAGACUUCACAUUUACCAAAUGGUUAAGGCAGCUUAAUAAUUCAAACCAUUUCAUUCUGUAUUGCUUUUGUAAUUGGUCAUAAAUACUCAGUGCUUUGCAGGUGUAAAGGGAAGGGUUCAAGAGAACCUGGGUGACUGGUUAAUAGAGCAGAGCUCAUUUGGGACCAUCCUUUCACAGUUCCUAUUAGCAGAAGUACUUUUUGGUUAGUUGUGGUUUUGUUCUUUUUAUUUGUUUGCUUGUUUUUUUAAAGUCAUCAGCCCAAAUGACUUCACUGUGUCUCAUGUUUCCCCGUGGAGCAUUAUUUUGGGAACACUAAUUAAUUUCACUCAGAAAGCUAGACAUUUUUGGCCAGGUUAACCUGCAGAACUUGAUCCCUCACCUCUCUGUGCUUGAAGUCACAGGAGCUACAGGAAAAUAAAGGGGUGAUGCUGUUACAUUGAUGCAUUGUUUCAGAUACACCUGACAGCAUGUUUUGUAAGUCUGUGCAGGGAAAAAUGAACUUAGAUUUUCGUCUUGUUUUUUCCUUCUUUCCCUCACUUUAAACUAACUUUGCUAAUUAAUUACGCUGUACUCCCCCCUCAUCCCCCCCAUUAAUCUGCCUGUUGAUGAUUUAUGGCCUUAAAGUUGGCCUGCAAGGCUUUUAUGCCUUGUUUUGGCUUUGAAGCUGCUAUUUAAAAAUAAACAUUGUGAAGGCUUUUUAAAAACACGUGUAAAUAACCUUGUGCUAUGAAGACACGAAUUUUAAGACACCAGAGUAAAAGAUAUGUUGUACUAUUUAUUUUCUUUUCCUGGGGGUGGGAAGGCAGAACUGAGCCUGAAGUCCCUGAGCUUUCUCAUGUUUUAGGGCACAGUCAGCAGCAUGGGGCCUGUCAGCACUGGGAGGGCUGGGCCACCUGAUGCUCGUUGCCUCCUCAGCACAGCCUGCACUGCCAGCUGCAGGUACAGCUAAUGGACCCUCUGCUUUUUGCAGACUAUUUUAAAUCUACCGUGGAAAAAAAGGAAACCCAAUGCUAAAAUAACAUGAGUGCAGCAACAGAAUACAGUUUUGUCACUUAUUACACUAUUCCUGGUAAGAAUAUGGGUAGGUGAGAUUUUUUUAGUGCUACAAUAGAUGAUAGAUGUUUCUAUUAAAAUUCACAUUGAAGCAUGGCAAUCAGAGUAACUGUUAAUACUACUUCUCCUAUCUGGCAUUUGGAAAUUAAUCUCUUCUGGGAAUGGUUUAGUUGGGAAAAAGAGAAUAAAAAUCUCAUCAUGAAAAAAUUCUAACACUGUCAUCUUGGCAAAUAAAUUAUUUUAAGCAGA
Lagopus leucura (white-tailed ptarmigan) is the source of this 2071-nucleotide messenger RNA. RefSeq names its product phosphomannomutase 2 (gene PMM2). Gene Ontology annotation, cellular component: cytosol. Gene Ontology annotation, molecular function: phosphomannomutase activity. Gene Ontology annotation, biological process: mannose metabolic process; GDP-mannose biosynthetic process; protein N-linked glycosylation. The transcript has 8 exons. The record is from RefSeq and is a predicted model, not a curated record. Bases 10 to 756 code for a protein of 248 amino acids. NCBI's taxonomy places the organism in Eukaryota, Metazoa, Chordata, Aves, Galliformes, Phasianidae.